AGAUAGAUAGAUAGAUAGAUAGAUAGAUAGAUAGAUAGAUAGAUAGACAGAUAGACAGAUAGAUAGGCAGGCAAGGUAAGGUAACACUAAGUAUGUGGGUGGAAUGGGAACAAAGUGUGUGAGGUGGUGUAAGAGGGGGAGAUAAAGUGUAGCUCUGUCAGCUCAGUGUCAGAGAGUGACACUUCUCUGAGACAGAAAUGGCUUUCUUCAGUCUCUUAACUUCUAGAACCUUGCUUAGUCACCUUUUCCACUCUGCCCUCACAGGUGGGUUUCUUUCUCUUUAUCUACUUGUAAAUGCGAACAUUAUCACCAAUCCCACUCAAACUCCCCUGCCCAUCCUGAACACGUCCACAACAGAUGAUUUACCUGCUCUGCCUGCUGAUGAUCCUCCUGGCCCACAGGUGGUGUCAUUUUUACAACAGCCUCCAAAGACAAAAGCUGUGGAAGGGGAGGAUGUGGUGUUUCCCUGUCUUUUAAAAAGUGAUGUGGAUGAAAUACUGGCUGUGAAGAAGGUGAGCUGGUAUGUGCAGAGUUUGGAGGAAAGGAGGAAUGUUCUACAAGGAAAUAAUACAGUGGAGGAUGUGUUUGCUGGUCGUGUGUUUUUGUCUGGUGAUCUGCCUAUGGGAGAUCUAUCGAUGACACUAAGGAACAUUUCAGUGAAAGAUCAAGGCCUGUAUUUGUGUACCUUCAUAUCAACAAACUCAAAUAUUCUUCAUGGAGGCGGGACCAAACUCAGCAUCCGCAAAGAGCCGGGUGUGAUUGAAGAGUCUGUGGGCACUAUAAUUGGCAUCAUUGCGGCAGUUGUUGGCGUGGUAGCGGGGCUGGUUGCUGUGAUACUGACUCAGUUCAAGGACAAACUGAACUGCCUGAAGAAAUAACGUGGGAGCUAUGGCUUUGGAGUAUGGAGGUUAAAAACUGCAGAGAGGUUACGGUAAAGGCCAAAGGUAAAAGAAGACAAGCACGUGUACGCUUACACUUCCAAGAACUGACCUCAGUGCAUGAGAAAUUACAUCAGUGAACGGUGAGACAUUUAGCUCACCCCAUAUCCUGAAUGAUAAUAUAUGAUUACAUACACAAACAGUUCCAUUGACCCCCUAAUACAGAAGAGCAAGAGCAGCUGAGUUAUGAACUGUUUAGCUUUAUGAGCUUGCAAUGAUGAGCAUGCAUGCAUAUAUAUAUUUUUUUAAGUUCAUGAACCAUUUCAAAAUACUUGGAUUUCCGCAUGAAAGAUGAAAAACUGUUUUGGUUCAUGUUGUUGUAGUUGUUUUGUUUUUUUUAUUCAAUCCAGUCUGCUGUGUUGUAUGUUUUCAGUAUUGAAAGCAGUCUUUUCAUAUGAUCAUAACGUAUAUGAUAGAUGUAAGUUAGUAGACUCUGAUGUAGGUGCUUUGCAUAGCUCAAGUUGAGUAGAUGGACCCAUACCAGAGUAUCACUAUAUCAAUCAGAAACUGAUCUUGAAUCAGCACUCAACACUAAAUACUUUCUCUCAAGAGAGGCCUGAUCUCAAUACUUGUUCUGUGCUUCAAUAUGCCAUUUUAAUUAAAGAACUUAAUUGCAAAGUUCUUCAUUUUCACCUACAUGCCUUUUGUAAGACCCACCAGGACGUUCACCUCAGAAAUAGCUGGUUGUAAACUGGUUUGUGGCUUAAUUUUGUCCCAUGAGCUUUGGUUUGUUUACUGUGAAAAUUAUCAUCAAUCUUCUGACACAAAUAAACAGUUUUAUUUUUCAGUG
Molecule: messenger RNA, 1728 nt
Organism: Ctenopharyngodon idella (grass carp)
Lineage: Eukaryota; Metazoa; Chordata; Actinopteri; Cypriniformes; Xenocyprididae
Product: Immunoglobulin superfamily member
Exons: 3
Coding region: 198-878 (226 amino acids)
Cellular component (GO): membrane
Source: RefSeq, a predicted model, not a curated record